UAGCCUGUGCGAGGUGUAGUUGCAUGAGUGACGAGACACCACUAUUUCGUUGCGAACUAUGUCGAUACAUUUUUUUUCUUUAUAAGUGAAUUUCGAUGCAAUCUUUGGACUAUGUGAAAUAUAACUAUCUGGCUUCGAGGAGAAACCCGUUGGUUUCGGAUGACGACACUGACAACCAUUUAAAGAUCCUUUCAUGGACUAUUUGUGAAGGACAGUGUGUGAUAUUUCAUCAUUUUAAAACUGGUAACUGUAAGCAAUUUGCCAACUGAGUCACCCUGGAGAACAUUCAGAAGUUGCGUAAACAAGACUGUUGAUGGAAUUUCGUGAUUCAGUAGGUCGGUGUUUUGAAGGUACGCAGCUGUUUGGCUGGCUUUCAUGAAAACAACUGAUCAGCGUUAACUAUCGAUACUGAGUUAGCUAGGUAGGUAACGGACUAGCUCCUGCAACGACAAGUUUAACUACAUAGCUACAAAUCUACCUUUCAUUCGUGCUCGUCACAGCUUCAUGGUUUUGCAAACAAGAUAUAUUUAAAUGACCUGCCCAUUAAAAGGGUUUUCCAAGGUGGCAAGUCUAGCAGACAUGUAGUUUGUUAGCUUCGGAGAAGUCAUAGUGAACUUGACGUGAAACGCUAACUGGUUUGCCAGCUACAUAAACUUGCCUAGAGAUAGCUGCCUGAAGUUAAUCAAACAAGGGCAAAACAGAAAUCUUAUCUGUGUCCCCAACGCUCAGAACAACGUCCUUGGAGUCAUCUAGUCAUUUAUUACCUAAGAAGCAGAAAUGCUAUAGAACGGAAAGUAAGAAGGGACCAUUUCCCAUUGAAUAAGUGGCUGUAAGUUGCCCCGGACACUAGGCGUAGGGCCUGCUGGUCAGGCUUCCGCCGGGUUUGAUUACGAAGUCAAGCCGUGUAGGGGACGUCGUGUCCAGGAAGCACUACAGCCUGCCCUAGGGCCUGAAGAUCUGAAAUGGAGAGAAUGGAAGUUGACCAGUGCGCAGGCGCAACUUGUGGAAGCGGAGGAGGGGCUCUUCGGAGGUCGAAUAGCGCUCCUAUGAUCACCAGUGUCAGUGAUGGUAUGACCGUGUUCAGCCCUACGUCUUCUGCCCGGUAUCGAAGGAGUAGUGUGUCAGUCAAUCCAAGUUGCCCUCCUCGUGUGCUCUCUCUGUCGAAUCCCUUUUCAUCCGUAAAUGACAGAUCAGAACAAAAGCGACAGGCCGAGCACAUGGAGCUCACUCUCAGAGGCAGUCUGCAGAGACUAAGUGCCUCCCAACUGGUUCCUGUUCCAACAGCGAGUCACUGGCAUGACCAUAUAUCAGUGGGCUUCCACCACCAGGACAGUGGGGUGACACCCAACUCUUCCCCCAGUCCAACCAGACGGUUCAGAGGGGGCUCUGUGAGCUCUGCAGUGAGGUGGCCUACGUUGGCUCCACUGAAAAGGAAAGGAGGCGUGGAAUCUGAUGGCCCUCCCAAAAAGCUCUUUGUUGCGGGGGUGACAGAACCUGCUCAUGUAACGAGUUAUACAGUCAGCGUUUCCCAGCCUGACAACUCUUCAGCUGGAGGCCUGGCAGUUUGUGCAAGCCCUCAGAACAGCCCCAUUUCUCUGUCCCCUCCACCCCCGUUCUCUCCCCACCACCCGAGCAUCUAGGAGCUCCAGAACGAGUAUUCAGCCUACCGGCCCAGGACGCCGUGCGGACUCGCAGCCGGGUAUUUUGGGGUUACCUAAACAAUGUGCUGUAAUCAGAGCUGUAGUCUCAAAUCAGGCCGCAUGUUGAUAGGCAGACUGCCCCAGUUCUGGCAAUCAAUUUAGUAUACCAUCACACAGCAAGAUGGUGUUUGUGUUGGGCACAAUGUUUUUUUAAAAAGUGAAAAGAAAACAAUAUGUAAUGGACAUUUCCUGUCUCUUACACACCUAGUUACUGAAUCAAUGAGGUAUCUAUGAGUAAAUGAGAUGGUAUUUUAAAGACAUAAGUAUGUAAAGAUAUCAGGAACUAGCCCAAAGGUUUCACCAAUGGCAUCUGAUGGGUGCAGUACUUUGGUGAAAUGCCAGGUGUGUAUCAAGAGUGUGAUGGCACUUAAAUAUUGUUAAUUUUGUUUGUCUCUGAAUCCAACAGUUGGCGAUAAGAUAAACAAUGUCUAAUUAUAUUACAAAUUAGACAUUAGUACUCUUAUGGGAUUCAUACCUGACUUGUUUGACCUGGGACAGAGUUUUUUGGCUUAUUCUCAGAGUGUUAGAAUGUUGAGCCAACUCAUCAGUGUAAUUUGUUUUCUAAUCCUUACAGUCAAGAGUCAAGAGAAUGUUCUCUGUUGUUCUGUCAACACCUGUAUAUCUAGUUUGGUCCAAAGAGGUCUUCCAAAAUGAAGUCCAGAUAUUUUUUUAAGUCCUUCCAAAAUCAGAUAGGGAGGAAAUAAUCAAGAUGUAAAGGCCGUUAUACCUGUGUGUUUGUUUUGUACAUGUACAGUAUGUGAAUAUAUAAAAACUAAAAAAAAUAUACAAAUCCCUUCUCAAUGCCAAGCUCUUGGCUCAAUGAGUUAGCUAUGAUAGGCAAUCUUUCAUCGUUGGGAAUGUACCAAUCAUUGAGCAUACAGUUUUAGACAUAAACCUGUCCUGGUAUGUGUCAGCCCUAAGUUUUGGCAUUUGUUUUCACACCUGGGGGAUGGAGGCCUGGAUCCAUUGGAGAGUUGUAUGCUAGCUCUUCUAGGGGGGUACCCAAGGACUAGGUUUAGGAAAUAUUGCCUCACAGUCAGGCAAUCAUGGGUACUUUAGAAUAGGGAACCAAGGAUUAGAAAAGCGUAAACUUUCAAUUUACCCAAGUCUUGGUGUUGUAUAUGGUCUUGAGGAUCAUAUAAGUGGGAAAUCACAGUUGUAAGUUGUUUUUCUUUUCCCUGUAUUGACUGUGAUGUACAGUUGUAUUUAUAAUCCUUUGAUCUGCGCAUGACUCUUAUGUAAAAAUUUGUAUCAUGCUGCUUCAGAGAAGAAUCUUUUCACAUUCAGGAAUAACUGAGAUGGUGACGGUUUGGUGUUCCUCUCUUAUAAAUUUCACAUUGAAGGAAAGAUGUGAUUCUAUUUGCAGAUACCUUGUUUUGCUUCCAACUUUGACUAUUUGCACAGUAUUUGAUGUAUGGUCAAUAUUGCUGUUACAUGAGUGGGAUCACAUUUACAAUUAUAUCCUUUCAUUUG
This is a messenger RNA of Alosa sapidissima (American shad), 3173 nucleotides long. RefSeq names its product P2R1A-PPP2R2A-interacting phosphatase regulator 1. Bases 963 to 1640 code for a protein of 225 amino acids. The transcript has 9 exons. Lineage: Eukaryota; Metazoa; Chordata; Actinopteri; Clupeiformes; Clupeidae. The record is from RefSeq and is a predicted model, not a curated record. Gene Ontology annotation, molecular function: protein serine/threonine phosphatase inhibitor activity.